AUGACUACUUGGAAAGAAGUCUGUGGUCAGAAAUUACAUUAUGCGACGAUUGAAAAUAUUUCUUCGGUAAGAAUAAAUACAUUCCUCAAAUGAAAUGCUUUUAACACACGGUUCAAUUCUCCCUUGGCUAAAAUCCUUUUUUAAAAUUUCAGCGGUGUGAGCAUUUUUAAGUGAAAGCUUCCGAACACUACUUUACACUGAUUCUAUUUGACACGUAACAAUCUAUCGCAUUUAUUUUAGGUUUGCGCGACUGGUCUACAUAAUAUUACGAUGUUCACGUUUCCUUAG
This is a messenger RNA of Porites evermanni, 288 nucleotides long. Lineage: Eukaryota; Metazoa; Cnidaria; Anthozoa; Scleractinia; Poritidae. The record is from the annotation of a GenBank genome assembly.